This is a messenger RNA of Labrus mixtus (cuckoo wrasse), 2657 nucleotides long. RefSeq names its product parietopsin (gene parietopsin). Gene Ontology annotation, cellular component: membrane; photoreceptor outer segment. The record is from RefSeq and is a predicted model, not a curated record. Gene Ontology annotation, biological process: visual perception; G protein-coupled receptor signaling pathway. NCBI's taxonomy places the organism in Eukaryota, Metazoa, Chordata, Actinopteri, Labriformes, Labridae. The coding region runs from base 228 to 1412 and encodes 394 amino acids. Gene Ontology annotation, molecular function: G protein-coupled receptor activity. The transcript is spliced from 4 exons.
AAAGUAACGUUUUUGGGACUACUUAUCCUCCCUAAUAUCUCUCCAGUUUCUAGUAGCCAUUAUAUUAAUAGGCCCUGGUUUCUUAGAAUUAAUCCCUCCAAAUCGUGUUAGGGACUCAUAUCCCAUAUUGCAUUCGAGGCUUUCUCUAUCAGGCAGGUGCAUCAUCAGAGAUCUUGGAAAAUGAACAAAGCCGAGUGGUUUAACGGGGAUCAGAAGCGAUAAGAUCGAUGUCGCUGUGUUUUGAGCUGAGCAGAGUGUCUGUGGGUUCAGUAUCAGGCCCCCUCACACUUGGUGCAGGACCUCGACUUCAUUUAGGCACCAUGGACAGAAACAGCACGCCGUGGAGCUCCGGCUCUCACCCUCCAUCCCUCCACCUCGCCGCGAUGGUGGGGACGGUGGCGCCCACCAUCUUCCCCCGGUUGGGCUACAGCGUCCUGUCCUUCCUCAUGUUCAUGAACACAGUGCUGACGGUGUUCAACAACAGCCUGGUCAUAGCGGUGAUGAUGAGGAACCCGUCUCUCCUGCAGCCCAUGAACGUGUUCAUCCUCAGCCUCGCGGUGUCUGACCUCAUGAUCGGCCUGUGCGGAUCCCUGGUGGUCACCAUCACCAACUACCAAGGCUCCUUCUUCAUCGGCCACGCGGCCUGCGUCUUUCAAGGCUUUGCUGUCAAUUAUUUUGGUCUGGUGUCGCUCUGGACUCUGACUCUGCUUGCCUACGAGCGCUACAACGUGGUGUGUAAGCCGAGAGCCGGCCUGAAGUUGAGCAUGCGGAGAAGCAUCAUUGGUCUGCUGUUCGUCUGGAUCUUCUGCUUGUUCUGGGCUGUGGCUCCGUUAUUCGGCUGGAGCUCCUAUGGACCUGAGGGAGUGCAGACCUCCUGCUCUCUGGCCUGGGAGGAGAGAUCGUGGAGCAACUACAGUUAUCUCAUCCUCUACACACUCCUGUGCUUCAUCCUGCCUGUCAUGGUCAUCAUCUACUGCUACUCCAAAGUGCUCAAAUCCAUGAACAGGCUGAACAGGAGUGUGGAGCUCCAGGGGGGGCGAUCGAGCCAGAAAGAGAACGAACAUGCCAUCAGUAUGGUCCUGGCCAUGGUGAUCGCUUUCUUUGUCUGCUGGCUGCCCUACACAGCGUUGUCUGUGGUGGUAGUCAUGGAUCCAGAGUUCUACAUCCCCCCUAUUGUCGCCACCAUGCCUAUGUACUUUGCCAAGACCAGCCCUGUGUAUAACCCCAUCAUCUACUUUCUGUCAAACAAGCAGUUCCGUGAUGCCGCCCUAGAGGUGCUUUCCUGUGGUCGUUACAUUCCCCACGCCCCCACCGCCACUAUCAGUAUCAACAUGCGGCCCCUGAACAGGAGAAGCCGGCUGACUUCCUUAAGCAGGGGCGUCAACACUCACAGCAAGGUGUUGCCCCUGUGACAAAAAAAAAAAACCCAAACAGAAACAAGAAGCUGCCAUGCACCAUUGUCAGUGUUUAUCAGUGCCUCGUCAAGGACUCAGACCUGCACAUCUCCAGAUCAGAGCGUAGCCCAGUGAGAACACAAUCGGCUCAGAAAGCUGAAUGCUGAUAUCCUGAGAGUGGACAGCAUAAGUGGAAAACCUUUUGACCCAUUAUAAUGCGACCCGAUCUAAAACCAGUGAAAAAACUGAUCAUGUUGUUGUUAAGAUUACGUAAGAGAGAAAUUUUGUUUUUCAGCUCGUCAGCUUGUUUGGCUUUUAUUGGAUUGUCCAUGUAGUUAUCCUUUGUCCAUUUUUUUUUUUGGAACAAUAACAUCACUCAUUUUCAUUUUUAUUCAUGUGCUUUGUGUUGCUCAAUAAACUGUAACCUUUUUCACACCGACGUUUGCAGGUUGUGUGCUGUAAGUAUGUGGGGAAACUAGCCAAAGAAGCCGAGCAGAAAGGAGAUUUUGAAAGAAAGAUACAAACUGAAAUGAAUGAUUUGUAAAAAUGUAGUUUCCAUUUGUACUUUUUGUAGUGUUCCACUUAAAUUAUUUUUAGUCAAAUGUAGCCAUUUUUUUUUAAAUUUUGAAUUUGAAACAGCCUGGCUGCAAAGAUACACAGCGAGCAAGCGACCACUGACCUCUGUUUGGGUCUGUUUUCUUAUAUGUAAGGGGGAAAAAAGUCAUCCUUGUGAAAGUUACUAGCAAGUUCAACAUUUUCAUGUUGUUUCCUGUAUUUUAGAUCAUGCAACCCUUUUUAUAUUACAAGAUCUUUUCCUGGGAAAAAAGUAUCUUGAUUUUGUAUCUAAAUGACACGCAUACCGCACCACUCUUUCUUAUCCUGUAAAUAAAUAAAGUCUAUGUCAACAGUAGCCUGCUCCAUCAUGUCAUCAACACUCCCACUGAGGCCAAGUAACAUAGAGUAAUAGUUUGUGGGUUACAUAUCAGUCCUGCUUUUUGCCUCCCAGACACCUCCCAGACUAACACAUAAUAUAAAAAUUCUACAUGGUAUAAGGACAUGAUUUUACUUGUAAGCACCUGUGUGAAUGCAGAUUUAUUCAGUGAAAUUAUUAUCGAUUGCUGGGAAAAUUGACAACAAAAGACAACAUAAUCUGCUGUCCCUCAGGUUGUUGCAAAACCCACAAAAUUAGAAACCAGGAGAAAUGUGGGUGCACAUGUAGAGGCUUUCAUUUGUUUUGGCUGGCCUGCCUUGUAUUAUCUUGCU